Messenger RNA from Pseudozyma hubeiensis SY62, 339 nucleotides. RefSeq names its product transcription factor. The transcript has a single exon. The coding region runs from base 1 to 339 and encodes 112 amino acids. Lineage: Eukaryota; Fungi; Basidiomycota; Ustilaginomycetes; Ustilaginales; Ustilaginaceae. The record is from RefSeq and is a predicted model, not a curated record.
AUGUCCAGGAACCGCGUUGCCCCGCCCCGCCCCGCUCGAACGUCUUCGUCAGAAGGCCCUGUAGACCAGCGCGUCGGAGCUUCUGCUGAAGAAGACGACGUCAUCGCUUGGUCGAGACCCAACAAGCUACGCAGGAGCAUGCAAAAUCUAAAACAGGGUGACGGGCGUGAACGUGCAACGACAGGGCUCAACGGUCUUCGCUGCAAAAGUUCGGUUUCGGUCUUGGCGCCCUAUCUGCUACUUCAGAUGGUUCGGAAGGCUCAAAGGCUAGACUGUGUCAUGCACCGGUGCACCUAUCGACGGAUUUCAUCGUUGGAAAUGUUUGAUCGUCGCAUGUAA